AUGAAUUUGAGACCACCAAAUAUUAGUCCUGUUGAUUGGCAGAAAUUUGUCAAACUCAAAACUAGUGCUGCAUUUAAGGCCGUGAGUGAGAAAUAUAAAGCAAAAAGAAAGAAUCAGAUACCUCACACCACUAGUCGUAAAGGGAUCAGCAGACUAACAGAAGAAAUGAAAGCUGAAAGUGAAGAUCCUUCCAGCGUGACAAGACUAGAUGUUUGGAUCAAGUCUCGCACCAAAAAGGAUGGUACACCAGUAGAUACGAAUGCAGCUGAUUUGAUUCAAAAAGCAGCUGAAAUUGGUGGAAGUGAUGCUCCAGCAUUUUUAACAAAUCCAGAUGAAGAUCACCUCGCCAAGCUUUUAGGACCUGACAAUUCUGGUAGGCUGAGGGCAAUGGGUAGAGGCAUGAGUAAGACCAAAUUAGCUUGUUUACAAAUGCAGAGCAAGUGUAUGGCUGAAAUGGAAGAGCGGCAAGUAAAAUUAGUAAAACAGGUCAAUGCCUUGGAAAGUGAACUUGGCAGAAUCAAGAAUCAGAGACCAGAAGCUGAAAUGGAUGAAAACUCAGCUGCAAGAGUAACAUAUUCUUACUUCUUUUCAUAUCAGCUAAGUGAUUCUUCUUAGUGUCGUUUAUGAUUC
Camelina sativa (false flax) is the source of this 630-nucleotide messenger RNA. The record is from RefSeq and is a predicted model, not a curated record. NCBI's taxonomy places the organism in Eukaryota, Viridiplantae, Streptophyta, Magnoliopsida, Brassicales, Brassicaceae.